Larimichthys crocea (large yellow croaker) is the source of this 972-nucleotide messenger RNA. RefSeq names its product paired box 4 (gene pax4). Gene Ontology annotation, molecular function: RNA polymerase II cis-regulatory region sequence-specific DNA binding; DNA-binding transcription factor activity, RNA polymerase II-specific. Gene Ontology annotation, biological process: anatomical structure development; regulation of transcription by RNA polymerase II. The record is from RefSeq and is a predicted model, not a curated record. The transcript has 8 exons. Lineage: Eukaryota; Metazoa; Chordata; Actinopteri; Sciaenidae.
AUGGUACAUUUUUUAUGAUCAGGUGGUGGAAGUAUCAACCAGCUAGGAGGGAUGUUUCUCAACGGCAGACCUCUCCCAGAAUCCAAAAGGAGGAAAAUGAUUGAACUGGCCUCGGAGGGAGUCAGUCCAAGCCAGAUCUCCAGGAUACUUCGGGUGUCCAACGGGUGUGUGAGUAAGAUCCUGAGCCGUUACCGUCGAACUGGCCUCCUGGAGCCUAAAACCAUUGGAGGGAGCCGACCUCGUCUUCUAACGCCCGGUGUCAUCUCCACAAUCAUCCAGUGCAAAAGAGAAAAUCCAACUAUUUUUGCUUGGGAAAUCCGAAAGCGUCUAGCAGCAGCAAGAAUAUGCAAGGCCUCCAAAGUUCCCAGCGUGUCGUCUAUCAAUCGGAUAUUAAGAAAGAUGCACAUGGAUCACGGACCAAUGUGUAUGGAGAUCAAUGCGCACAUCAGAACUGAGCAGGAUUUUGAUCAUCUGAUUCAAGAAGAAGUUAAUGAGACAAAGAUCUUUGAGACCGUAUGCAGCAAUGAGCAGAAACCUAAAGGCGUCCAGCACAGAAACCGCACCACCUUCAGCCCGGAGCAGUGCACAGCACUUGAGCAAGAAUUCUCUCACAGCCAGUACGCAGACAUGUACACAAGAGAGAAGCUGUCAGCAGAGAUCAAAGUUCCCGAGGACACCAUCAAGGUCUGGUUUUCAAACAGACGGGCUAAAUGGAGGAGGGAAGCCAAACACAGGAGUAGCAUGCAGAACGUUCAAAGACAAAGAGACGACGACGCUCCUGUCACUUCAUCGAUCGCCAAUCACAAUCACAUCGUCACAUCUCAACAGGUAACAGGAGUGUCAAGGGUCAACUGUGAAAACCCAGAUACCUCCCCUACAUGCACCGUGGUUGCCAGGAAGUUGCAAAAUGGUUACUUCUUCCCAACAGAAACAGGUAAGAUCCCGCAAAGAUCCUGUUUGCUCAACAUCUGA